This is a messenger RNA of Arachis stenosperma, 1524 nucleotides long. RefSeq names its product transcription factor bHLH30-like. Bases 352 to 1170 code for a protein of 272 amino acids. The transcript has 3 exons. Gene Ontology annotation, biological process: regulation of DNA-templated transcription. Gene Ontology annotation, molecular function: protein dimerization activity; DNA-binding transcription factor activity. NCBI's taxonomy places the organism in Eukaryota, Viridiplantae, Streptophyta, Magnoliopsida, Fabales, Fabaceae. The record is from RefSeq and is a predicted model, not a curated record.
AGGGAAGAAUUUGGUGCUUUAAAAGUGAGAGUAGGAGUAGUCCCACAGCAGCAAAUGUAGCAAAUCCAUAAAUAGUACUUCACAAAUCACACACUAACACUGCUUUCUCUUUCUCUUUUCUCUCUUUCUCUCUGAAGAUCUCUUAGUCUCAGCAUAGCAGCAGAUCCAUCAUUCAAUCCAUCAUCACCACAAUCAUACAUCUGAAUAAUCUGACACACUCACUUCACACUUCAACAUACAUACAUACAUACAUACAUGACAAAACAUAAGCCUUUUUACUUUUGUCUCUAAACACAAACACUGCUCUUUCCCUCUUUGUUUUCUUCUUUCUUCUUGUUUUUCUUUGUCCUUAUGGAAAUUACACAACAACACAACACCACUACCAAACAUAAAGCUGCUGCUGCUGCUUCUUCUUCUUCAACAACUUCACCUUAUUAUUAUUCCAAGAUUGGUUUUGCUGCUUCAUCAGAGAGGAGUAGUGGUGUUGGAGGUGGGUAUGCUUCAUCUUCUUCACUGGUUUUGGAUAGGGUGAAGGGUGAGUUGGUUGAGGCCCCUGUGAAAUUAGAGCGCAAGGGUGUGUUCCCUGAGAGAACCAUUGAAGCUUUGAAGAACCACAGUGAAGCUGAGAGGAGGAGAAGAGCUAGAAUCAAUGCUCACCUUGAUACACUCAGAACUGUCAUCCCUGCUGCUAACAAGAUGGACAAAGCAUCAUUACUGGCUGAGGUUAUUAGACAUCUGAAGGAGCUGAAAACGAAUGCAGCACAAGCAUGUCAAGGCCUAAUGAUACCAAAGGACAAUGAUGAAUUAAGAGUUGAAGAACAAGAAGGUGGAUUGAAUGGCUUCCCUUAUUCAAUAAGAGCAUCUCUAUGCUGCGAAUACAAACCCGGCUUGUUAUCUGAUAUAAGACAAGCACUUGAUGCCCUUCAUCUUAUGAUAAUAAGCGCAGAGAUCGCGACGUUAGGAGGCAGGAUGAAGAAUGUUUUUGUGAUAAUCAGCUGUGAAGAACAGAGCUUUGAAGAUGCUGAGUAUAGGCAGUUCCUGGCCGGAUCGGUUCACCAAGCUCUUAGGUCUGUUCUUGAUAGAUUUUCUGUUUCACAGGACAUCUUAGAGUCUAGAAAGAGGAGGAGAAUUUCUAUAUUCAGUUCAUCAUCCUUGGAAGAUUUUUUGUAAGAACCUUGUUUUUAUUUGGUUUAAGGUAAUUUUAAGUCCCCAAUAUGCAUAGCUUAUAUUAUAUAUCUGGUUAUGAUCAGGAGAUAGCAAUGUUUCAUGUUUCAUGUUACAUGAAUGAAUCAUGCAAAUGUUUCAGAUUGAGCUAGCUAGGUUGGUAGCUGAUCAGUGAUCACAGCAUUUGAUGUUUUAACCAAUUAGAGAAUAUGAUGUUUUGUAUGAUAUUGUUGAAUCUUGUUUGGGACUUGUUUGGAAAAGUGUUAAUAAGUUUACCUGUUAAUUACAAUAUGCUUUGUACUUAAACUCCUGUAAUUUUCUUAUACUAUAUAUUAAAGGCAUAUUGGAACUAAUUGUUUG